This is a messenger RNA of Botrytis fragariae, 237 nucleotides long. RefSeq lists its product as uncharacterized. The transcript is spliced from 2 exons. Bases 1 to 237 code for a protein of 78 amino acids. The record is from RefSeq and is a predicted model, not a curated record. NCBI's taxonomy places the organism in Eukaryota, Fungi, Ascomycota, Leotiomycetes, Helotiales, Sclerotiniaceae.
AUGGAGAAUUCUUUAAACACCUAUCUCAAAGCCAAUCCUCUUCCAAAUGCGGGAACGUUGACCAGAUAUUGGGUACAGACUGCAGAUUCCAGAGUUCUGCUUCCCGAGCCCAAAUAUCUUUCUGCAUGGAAUGAAGAGGAAGAAGCAGAAGAAGGACAAGGACGCAAGUUGCUUUGGACCCCGACACGUGCAUGCUUGAAAGUCACAAUGUCACAUUUCUCGUGUUGUUCGUGGUAA